AUGGAGAAGAAGUUAAGGAUAAAGAAGAAAGUAUGGAUGGGGAAGAAGUUUGGGAUGGAGAAGAAUCUACUAAGAAGUGAAGUUAAGGAGGAUGGAGAAGAAGUUAGGGAAGGAGAAAAAGUGAAGAAUGAAGAACAAGUUAGGGAAGGAGAAGAAGUUAAGGAUGGAGAACAAGUUAGGGAAGGAGAAGAAGAAGUUAAGGAUGGAGAAGUAGUUUGGGAUGGGGAAGAAGUGAAGGAAGGAGAAGAAGUUAAGGAAGAAGAAGAAGAAGUUUUGGAUGGAGAAGAAGUUAAGGGUAAAGAAGAAAGUAUGGAUGGGGAAGAAGUUUGGGAUGGAGAAGAAGUUAAGGAUGGAGAAGAAGUUUGGGAUGGAGGAGAAGUUUGGAAUGGAGGAGAAGAACCGAAGUAUGGAGAAGAAGUUAAAGAAGAAGAAGUUUAG
Sphenostylis stenocarpa is the source of this 438-nucleotide messenger RNA. NCBI's taxonomy places the organism in Eukaryota, Viridiplantae, Streptophyta, Magnoliopsida, Fabales, Fabaceae. The record is from the annotation of a GenBank genome assembly.